AUGGGGGCCUAUCCAGGUGGUUUGAUAUACCUGAACGCAACGUUGCCUUCUCGUUCCGCUCACUGGUACUCUGUCAUGGCCCAUGGGGGUCCUUCGAGCGGGUUUGCGCCAUAUGUAGACCACCCGGAAGAAUACCAAGUCUUUCUAUCCGCAAAAGCAAAUAAAUCAGAAACCAUCCAAGGGGCCAUCGAUUAUGCCACCGGGUUGAACUACAAUGCAGCCCAAGAACGUCAUGGCUACUGGGUGUCGUCUAUGCCACGGGUGGUCUAUGUUCCUCCUGGGAUCUACACGUUUGAAAAUCCCCUGGUCAUGAACACGGAUACCAUUCUCAUGGGCGAUGCCCGUCAUCCUCCCGUCAUCCGCGCGGCUCCCAACUUUGCACAUGAUGUGCUUCUUAACGGCAUGGCUCCCAGUUACAUGCCCAACGCAGGCGAAUUAGCGAAUACAGUGGCCUUGAAGAAUAUCAUUCUCGAUACAACGGCCGUAAAUAGAUCCAAGGAACUCACCGCGCUCUACUGGGGAGUCGCUCAAGGGUCUCAUCUUCAGAACGUCCAAAUCGUAAUGCCACAGUCGACCGACCGCAAAGACGGCCACACUGGCAUCAGACUUGGUGUAGGCUCCAUUCUCAGCCUGGGCGACGUCCGAAUCGAAAAUGGCCUGACCGGAAUCUGGCACGACGGCCACCAGAGUGCGCUUUUCAAAAAUAUCAGUUUCUACCGCAACACGGUCGGUUUGCGCGUCUCCAACGGCAGCGCUGUCACCCUGCUUGCUCCCACUUUUGAAAACGUCGACGUCUGUGUCAACCACACCAGUGGCAGCGCCUUUGUUGGCAUCGUCGACGGCACGUCCAUCAACUCGGGCCUCACAUUCCUCUCGGGGCGAACAAAAAACGACAUGACCCGGCCUUCCCUUCUCAUCGACAACCUGGAGAAAAGACGCGACCCGGAAUACGAGCCCGAAAACACGGUACAGGUCAAGGGCCGUACUGUCCUUGGUCCCGUUGACCAUGUCCACAGCUUCUCCUAUGGAAAUAAGGUAGGUCGCAACCACAUCUACGGCGUGACAACUGACAACAGCAUCACACGGUCACGAAUAGCUGCUCCCGGCGGCAGAAUCCCUAUACACCCGCCUCCGAAUUACGCACUCAGCGCUUGGUCGGAUUUUAUAAACGUCAAAGACUCGAAGCAGAAUGGUGGGCAUACCGUCCGGGGAGAUGGCAUGACGGAUGACGUUCGGGCCCUUACCAAGGUCCUCCAGCACGCGGUCAAAGAGCACAAGAUUGUAUACUUCCCCUUUGGCGACUACCGUAUUUCCUCGACGCUUGUCAUACCAAUUGGAUCCCGUAUACACGGCGAGGCAUGGCCGUCCAUAUCCGGGGCAGGCCCGCGUUUCUCGAAUGCGGAAAACCCCAAGCCCGUCGUGCAAGUCGGCAACGUGGGCGACGUGGGCACGAUCCAUAUCCAGGACAUGCGCUUCACCGUUGCCGACGUCUCUCCAGGCGCCAUCAUCCUCCAGUUCCACGCGCACGGCAAGAAGCCAGGCGACGUCGCGAUAUGGAACUCCAUCGUCAACGUCGGGGGACUCCGGGGCGCCCCGGACAUGGUGCGGCGUUGCGCCGACGACUCCCACCCGUGCCAGGCCGCCUACCUGGGCAUGCACUUCGCCAGAGGAUCCUCCGUCUACGCCGAAAACGUGUGGAACUGGGUAUCCAGCCGCAACGCCGAGGACUUCUUCGCCGGCGUCGACAUUGCCGCAAAGGGCGGCGUCCUGGUCGAGUCCACCAACGGCACCUGGCUGCACGGCCUGGGCUCCGAGCACUGGUGGCAGUAUCAGCUCAACCUCCGAUCGGCCUCCAACGUCGUCCUGUCCAUGCCCAGGACUGAGGCUAAUCCCGAGCAGGGCGGCACGGCAAAGCCGAUGCUUCCUUGGCCGGGGACGUCCGACCCCGGGGGCUGGGGAGACCCCGAUUACUCGCGGUGCCGUGUCUCCGACCCGGGUUGCCGCACGGGCGUGGGCAACUACAUUAACGGAGGGUCGGACAUUUACUACUACGGUGCUGCGUCGUGGGUGUCCCGGGACGGGCCUGAACAUCCGCGCUGCUACGCGGGCUACCACUGCCAAGAACACAUGCACUAUAUUGCCAAAACGCCCGAGAAUCUUCAGGCGUACGGCUUGUGCUCCAACGACACUAUGUAUGCUCUUCGCCUUGGUGACGGUACUCGCGUUGUAGAGCACGGCACAUUUUAUGGACCUGGUUGGCCUAAGGGCUCUGUUGUUGGCCGCUAUACAACUUAA
Molecule: messenger RNA, 2295 nt
Organism: Metarhizium robertsii ARSEF 23
Lineage: Eukaryota; Fungi; Ascomycota; Sordariomycetes; Hypocreales; Clavicipitaceae
Product: glycoside hydrolase family 55
Exons: 6
Coding region: 1-2295 (764 amino acids)
Molecular function (GO): polygalacturonase activity
Source: RefSeq, a predicted model, not a curated record